Molecule: messenger RNA, 2659 nt
Organism: Pocillopora verrucosa
Lineage: Eukaryota; Metazoa; Cnidaria; Anthozoa; Scleractinia; Pocilloporidae
Product: death domain-containing ATP nucleosidase-like
Biological process (GO): signal transduction; nucleoside metabolic process
Cellular component (GO): cytosol
Molecular function (GO): adenosylhomocysteine nucleosidase activity; protein binding; methylthioadenosine nucleosidase activity
Source: RefSeq, a predicted model, not a curated record
AUUAUUAAUACAAUUCCCAGAAACAUUUGCAUGUCUUUUACCAAGUGUGUUGGAGUUGUUGAAAAAUCAGCCUUCAUGUUUAUGCUAGCGAUAGCUACAUGUACACAGUCUUGAUCAGACACGUUUAUAGCGGAGGUUUCAAGAAGCUGAUUGGCAUCGUUACAAGUUAGAAUGGAAGCAAGCACUUGCAGGAACACUCAUGGUGAUCCACCAAAGAUCAGUGUUAAUCUUCCAAAGUUAAGUGAGCUUACCCAGUCGAAAAAACGUUGGAGGGAGGUUCAACUCCCAAUUGACAUUCUGUUGUUAACAGUGAAAGACGUUGAGUUUUUAAGUUGCUACUAUUACAUUAAUGAUCUAAUCAAAAGCUAUCUCAAAGGGCUUGGUUUAGUAUACUUUGGCAGCAUUGGUGAAGAUAAAGAUGUCAAACUGAAAGUUGCUUUGAUGAAAUGCUCAGAGGGUUCUAACGUUCCUGGUGGUGCUUUGAUCGUUGUAAAAAAUGCUGUCACUCAGCUGAGGCCAAAAGCUGUCUUUUCUGUAGGCCACUGUAGUGGUAUGAAUCAGGAAUCGACAAAGCUGGGGGAUGUGGUUGUAUCAAAAAAGCUCACAACUUAUUCCUAUCAGAAGGUUGCUAAGGAUGGCAAGAAAUUUCGUGGGUUCAUAACUCCUGUAAGCAGAGACAUCGCUGAACUCAUCGAAUGUGCAGGUCAUGGUUGGAAUCCACCCCUAGAAAAUCCUAAAGAAAGGAAGGUUGAAGUCCACUGUGGUGAGGUUUUGAGUGGUUCAGAGCUCGUACAAGCUGAGUGGCGACGAGAUGAACUAGUGAAGUCAUUUCCUGAAGCAAUUGCAAUUGAGACAGAAGGAGAGGGAGUUUUCAGCGCAGCACGUGAUCUGAAAAUGGAAUGGGUCGUUAUCAGGGGUAUUUCAGGGUAUGCAGAUGGAACUGAAGCAAACGAAAACUGGCAAACAUUUGCAAGUGUAACAGCAGCUUCUUUUGUUGUCAGCAUUCUAAACCAAGGCAAUGAUUUUGAAGAUUGGCCACAUUACCAAGAUGGUCGAAAUAAAGAAUCGUCUCCGCGUGACGCUUUAACUCCAAAGAAAGGAAAAACUCGUUUAACAGUCAAGCAAGGAGUUCCCAGUGACGAAGAUGUAGAGUGGCUUUCGCACCAACUCGAAAAUUGGCAGGAACUCGGGCGUCGUCUCGAAAUUGAGGAAGCAACUUUAACGGCGUUUGACGAUGACUAUAAGAAAAAGCGUCAAAAAAUCUACAAAAUGUUACGACAUUGGAAAGAGAAGGAUGGCUCAGCUGCAACAUACAAGGUCUUACAUGAUGGAUUGUGUCAUGAAUUUGUUAAGCGCACAGAUUUAGCUGAGAAACUUUGCUGUCAACAGCAUGAAUGACUGUUUACUUUAUUGACUCAUAGAUAGCUUUUAUUUCUAUUUUUAUUGAUUAUUCCACUGUCAAAUGAACAAGUAUCCCCAGUAUGGCUACACUAUUACAAUGUGAAGUACUAAAUCAGUUAUCUUCCUUUUCUUCAUGGGUUCGUUUUUCUGUCUCUUACACACAUGCAUCUUUCUAUUCUUCUAAUGAAAAACGUCAAGUGGUCGAGGAUAUUACUAGUUAUCAGCCACCCAUAACUUUUCGUGUAACUCUAUUGACUACUUAACGUCACGUGGUACAAAAUCACCGGAUAGUUUUGACGUAAUAAUCACCAUUUACAUGACAUUUGUCCCCCGAUUAUUUCCGUCGAAAAGAAAGCAAGACAGCGGAAAAAAGCCAGCAUUCGAGUUUCACUUUUUUAUCUUUCUUAUUGAACCUGUGAGAAGAAUUAAGUUAUUCUGAGUAGUUCACUGGUAGUGAUAUUAAAAAACUGAUCUUAAAUGCUGGUCCGGAAAGUAAAAAAAAAAAUUAACAAAAUUUUUGUUGUCAACGCGCGAUAUGAAAAUUAAUGGGAGGGUUAUGAAUUAAAUAAAUUCACUUCUGGCAUGUUGGUAUUUCGGGGGAUAAUUUCUUGGCUGAAAUAUUGUCUUGAAAAUUUUAUCAUUUGUCCUCGAAGCUUAUCGGCCAAAAAAUUCAAUUUUCGGACAAUAGCUCAGUCGCGGACAUGAUCAGCUGACGCACUAGCCGUCUAAAGACGUUUAUGUACUAAACAUUCGCUGAGUUGCUCUGUCAAUACCAUUGCAGUGUUGCCGAAGGCAUACGUCAUGUUACGCAUUUGCAUCACAGGUGUUAUCUAUACGUAAUGCACAUGCAUUCCUCCUUCAAUUGUUGGCUUAGACGCAGUACUGAAUUAGAAAUUUGAGGCGCUUUUUUCAGAGAGGUUUGGUGAAACCAAAAUUCAGCGUGCUGAGAAUCUCACGCCGAGAACACGAAUAUAUGCCGUGUUUUGUAGUUGAUACUGAGAUUCAACAACAGUUCUUCUCAAAGAAUUGUAAAUUCACGAGGAAAAGACUCCGUAAAUAGCUAGGCAACGAAAAAAUGUGGUUCCCCUACACUCGAUUAGGCUUGGACAAAAGGCAAAGUUCUUGAAACAGUCGGCUUGCCUGAUAAUGAUAUAAAUUUGAUAUUGGAUGUUCAUGUUUGAUUAAUUGCCUACGAUAAUUUACGAUGUAGAAUAUUUGUCAACGAAACGUUUCGUUUCGGCCUAUGGAAUGGUUCUAU